This is a messenger RNA of Oryctolagus cuniculus (rabbit), 4867 nucleotides long. RefSeq names its product nitric oxide synthase 1 (gene NOS1). Gene Ontology annotation, biological process: nitric oxide biosynthetic process. The record is from RefSeq and is marked provisional. Gene Ontology annotation, molecular function: NADP binding; calmodulin binding; flavin adenine dinucleotide binding. NCBI's taxonomy places the organism in Eukaryota, Metazoa, Chordata, Mammalia, Lagomorpha, Leporidae.
GCCGGGCACCAUGGAGGAGCACGUGUUUGGCGUUCAGCAAAUCCAGCCCAAUGUCAUCUCGGUCCGUCUCUUCAAGCGCAAGGUGGGGGGCCUGGGGUUCCUGGUGAAGGAGCGUGUCAGCAAGCCCCCCGUGAUCAUCUCCGACCUGAUUCGAGGCGGGGCCGCCGAGCAGAGCGGCCUUAUCCAGGCCGGCGACAUCAUUCUCGCCGUCAACGGCAGGCCCUUGGUGGACCUGAGCUACGACAGUGCCCUGGAAGUGCUCCGGGGUGUUGCCUCGGAGACCCACGUCGUCCUCAUCCUGAGGGGCCCCGAGGGCUUCACCACGCACCUGGAGACCACCUUCACCGGAGACGGCACCCCCAAGACCAUCCGGGUAACCCAGCCCCUGGGUGCCCCCACCAAAGCCGUCGAUCUAUCCCACCAGCCGCCGUCGGCCGGCAAAGAGCAGCCACGGCCAGUGGACGGGGCCGCGGGGCCUGGCAGCUGGCCUCAGCCCGCCCAAGGUCACGGGCAGGAAGCCGGCUCACCCUCCCGCGCCAAUGGCCUGGCCCCCAGAACGUCAAGCCAGGACCCUGUCAAGAAAAGUGGCUGGGCGGGCCUGCAAGGCAGUGGCGAUAAGAACGAGCUCCUGAAGGAGAUUGAGCCCGUGCUGACCCUCCUCGCCGGUGGGAGCAAGGCAGUCGACGGAGGGGGCCCUGCCAAGGCGGAGACGAGAGACACGGGAGUCCAGGUGGACAGGGAUUUCGAUGCCAAGUCGCACAAGCCUCUGCCUCUUGGCGUGGAGAACGACCGCGUCUUCAGUGACCUGUGGGGGAAGGGCAGCGCGCCUGUGGUCCUCAACAACCCCUAUUCAGAGAAGGAGCAGCCCCCUGCCUCGGGCAAACAGUCCCCCACUAAGAACGGCAGCCCCUCCAAGUGCCCCCGCUUCCUCAAGGUCAAGAACUGGGAGACAGACGUGGUUCUCACUGAUACCCUGCACCUUAAGAGCACCCUGGAAACCGGAUGCACCGAGCACAUAUGCAUGGGGUCCAUCAUGUUCCCCUCCCAGCACACACGGAGGCCGGAAGACAUCCGCACAAAAGAGCAGCUCUUCCCUCUUGCCAAAGAAUUCAUCGAUCAGUACUACUCCUCCAUUAAAAGAUUUGGCUCCAAAGCCCACAUGGAGAGACUGGAGGAGGUGAAUAAGGAGAUUGAAAGCACCAGCACCUACCAGCUCAAGGACACGGAGCUCAUCUACGGGGCCAAGCAUGCCUGGCGGAACGCCUCCCGCUGCGUCGGCAGGAUCCAGUGGUCCAAGCUGCAGGUGUUUGAUGCCCGAGACUGCACCACGGCUCACGGCAUGUUCAACUACAUCUGCAACCACAUCAAGUACGCCACCAACAAAGGGAACCUCAGGUCGGCCAUCACCAUAUUUCCCCAGAGGACUGAUGGCAAGCAUGACUUCCGUGUCUGGAACUCUCAGCUCAUCCGCUACGCCGGCUACAAGCAGCCCGAUGGCUCCACCCUGGGGGACCCAGCCAACGUACAGUUCACAGAGAUCUGCAUACAGCAGGGCUGGAAGCCCCCGAGGAGCCGCUUCGAUGUCCUGCCGCUGCUGCUCCAAGCCAACGGCAAUGACCCUGAGCUCUUCCAGAUCCCGCCGGAACUGGUGCUGGAAGUGCCCAUCAGGCACCCCAAGUUUGAGUGGUUCAAGGACCUGGGACUGAAGUGGUACGGCCUCCCAGCUGUGUCCAACAUGCUCCUGGAGAUUGGCGGCCUGGAGUUCAGCGCCUGUCCCUUCAGCGGCUGGUACAUGGGCACGGAGAUCGGUGUCCGCGACUACUGCGACAACUCCCGCUACAACAUCCUGGAGGAAGUGGCCAAGAAGAUGAACUUGGACAUGAGGAAGACGUCCUCCCUGUGGAAGGACCAAGCGCUGGUGGAGAUCAACAUCGCCGUUCUCUACAGCUUCCAGAGCGACAAGGUGACCAUCGUGGACCACCACUCUGCCACUGAGUCCUUCAUUAAGCACAUGGAGAAUGAGUACCGCUGUCGGGGGGGCUGCCCCGCCGACUGGGUGUGGAUCGUGCCCCCCAUGUCGGGCAGUAUCACUCCCGUCUUCCACCAGGAGAUGCUCAACUACCGGCUCACCCCCUGCUUCGAAUACCAGCCUGAUCCUUGGAACACCCACGUCUGGAAAGGCACCAAUGGGACCCCCACGAAGCGGCGUGCCAUCGGCUUCAAGAAACUGGCAGAAGCCGUGAAGUUCUCAGCCAAGCUGAUGGGGCAGGCGAUGGCCAAGAGGGUCAAAGCAACAAUCCUCUAUGCCACAGAGACGGGCAAAUCGCAAGCCUAUGCCAAAACCCUGUGUGAGAUCUUCAAGCAUGCCUUUGAUGCCAAGGUGAUGUCCAUGGAAGAAUACGACAUUGUGCACCUGGAACACGAAACUCUGGUCCUGGUGGUGACCAGCACCUUUGGCAAUGGAGACCCCCCUGAGAACGGAGAGAAAUUCGGCUGCGCCUUGAUGGAAAUGAGGCACCCCAACUCUCUGCAGGAGGAGCGGAAGAGCUACAAGGUUCGCUUCAACAGCGUCUCCUCCUACUCGGACUCCCGCAAGUCAUCAGGCGAUGGGCCCGACGUCAGAGACCACUUUGAGAGCGCUGGACCCCUGGCCAAUGUGAGGUUCUCCGUGUUCGGCCUGGGCUCACGGGCGUACCCUCACUUCUGCGCCUUCGGACAUGCCGUGGACACCCUCCUGGAAGAGCUGGGAGGGGAGAGGAUCCUGAAGAUGAGAGAAGGAGAUGAGCUCUGUGGGCAGGAAGAGGCCUUCAGGACCUGGGCCAAGAAGGUCUUCAAGGCGGCCUGUGACGUGUUCUGCGUGGGGGAUGACGUCAACAUCGAGAAGGCAAACAAUUCCCUGAUCAGCAACGACCGCAGCUGGAAGAGGAACAAGUUCCGCCUCACCUACGUGGCCGAAGCCCCCGGACUGACACAAGGCCUUUCCAGUGUCCACAAGAAGCGAGUCUCCGCCGCUCGGCUCCUUAGCCGUCAAAACCUCCAGAGCCCUAAAUCCAGCCGCUCCACCAUCUUCGUGCGUCUGCACACCAACGGGAGUCAGGAGCUGCAGUACCAGCCUGGGGACCACCUGGGGGUCUUCCCUGGCAACCACGAGGACCUCGUGAACGCCCUCAUUGAGCGGCUGGAAGACGCGCCCCCUGCCAACCAGAUGGUCAAAGUGGAGCUCCUGGAGGAGCGGAACACAGCUUUGGGCGUCAUCAGUAACUGGAAAGACGAGCCCCGCCUGCCGCCCUGCACGGUCUUCCAGGCCUUCAAGUACUACCUGGACAUCACCACGCCGCCCACGCCCCUGCAGCUGCAGCAGUUUGCCUCCCUGGCCAGCAACGAGAAAGAAAAGCAACGCCUAUUGGUCCUCAGCAAGGGUCUGCAGGAGUACGAGGAGUGGAAAUGGGGCAAGAACCCCACCAUCGUGGAGGUGCUGGAGGAGUUCCCGUCCAUCCAGAUGCCGGCCACCCUGCUGCUCACCCAGCUGUCCCUGCUGCAGCCGCGCUACUACUCCAUCAGCUCCUCCCCAGACAUGUACCCCGACGAGGUGCACCUCACCGUGGCCAUUGUCUCCUACCACACCCGAGACGGAGAAGGACCAAUUCACCACGGUGUGUGCUCCUCUUGGCUCAACCGGAUACCUGCAGACGAGGUGGUGCCCUGCUUUGUGAGAGGUGCGCCCAGUUUCCGCCUGCCCCGGAACCCCCAAGUCCCCUGCAUCCUGGUGGGGCCGGGCACCGGCAUCGCACCUUUCCGGAGCUUCUGGCAACAGCGGCAGUUUGACAUCCAGCACAAAGGAAUGAGCCCCUGCCCCAUGGUCCUGGUGUUCGGGUGCCGGCAGUCCAAGAUCGAUCACAUCUACAGGGAGGAGGCGCUCCAGGCCAAGAACAAGGGCGUCUUCAGAGAGCUGUACACGGCCUACUCCCGGGAGCCCGACAAGCCGAAGAAGUACGUGCAGGACAUCCUGCAGGAGCAGCUGGCGGAGCAGGUGUACCGGGCCCUCAAGGAGCAGGGCGGCCACAUCUACGUGUGCGGGGACGUGACCAUGGCCGCCGACGUGCUCAAAGCCGUGCAGCGCAUCAUGGCUCAGCAGGGGAAGCUGUCGGCCGAGGACGCCGGCGUGUUCAUCAGCAGGCUGAGGGAUGACAACCGGUACCAUGAGGAUAUUUUCGGAGUCACCCUGCGGACGUACGAAGUGACCAACCGCCUUAGAUCUGAAUCCAUCGCCUUCAUCGAGGAGAGCAAAAAAGACACCGAUGAGGUUUUCAGCUCCUAACGGGAUCCUCUUGGCCAGACGCUCAGCACGUGCUCCAGCGGGGCGGCUGCAGGCUGUGCGGGAGUGGACAGACAUGGCUGACCCUGCCACAGGGCCCCGCGGGGUCCAUGCGCUGCCUCUUGUCCUGUCGCUGUGUCCUGGCGUCCUCCCCCAGUGUCCACCCUGUGCGGUUUCCCAGGCCUUCUCGGAUCUCUUUCUGUUCCCCUGCUGUGAUGCGAUGCCUUUGUAAUCUGCAGUGGCUCUUACAGCUGUCCUCCCCCCCCCCUCCGCUGACAAGGGCGGCUCGCCGGUGCAUGAGACCAUGGACGCUGCCACCGUCCCCCCCGCCACAUUGUUCCCCCCCCACCCCGCCGCCGCCGGGUGUCCUUGGAACAGCUGCAGGUGUUGGAUGGGAGUCUCCUGAGCCCGCCCCUCAGCCACCCAGGUCCCCUCUUCUCUGUUCUGAUGAUGUCGUUUUGGUGGUGCGUGGUGUGUGUGUGAGGGCCUGGGUCUCUGUCUCACCUGUGCAGGUGCACCGAUCCCAGAUCUGAGUCUGCCCCUGGCCCUUGU